This is a messenger RNA of Cloeon dipterum, 995 nucleotides long. Its product is annotated as endocuticle structural glycoprotein SgAbd-8-like. The coding region runs from base 93 to 650 and encodes 185 amino acids. Gene Ontology annotation, molecular function: structural constituent of chitin-based larval cuticle. The record is from RefSeq and is a predicted model, not a curated record. The transcript has 2 exons. Gene Ontology annotation, cellular component: chitin-based extracellular matrix. Lineage: Eukaryota; Metazoa; Arthropoda; Insecta; Ephemeroptera; Baetidae.
GAGCUUCCGACGCUUUCCCCUUCAAUGGCCGGGUAUAAAAGUGGCCGAAUACUGGAACAUGCAUCUCACUCCUCCACAUCCAAGCCUUCCACAUGCACUCCUGGGCAUUCCUGAUCGUGGCGGCGGCGGCGGCCACAGCGGCCAACGGCCAGUACAACGGCGGCUACGAUGGGCAGCAGCAGUACAAGGCGCCGCCGGUGAACAUCCUGAGCCACAAGCAGGCGCUGGGCCACGACGGCUCAUUCAAGUACUCGUUCGCGGCCGACAACGGGCUGCAGCAGGGCGAGAGCAUCUCCCCCGACGGCAGCAGGGUCGGUUCUUACAGCUACGUCGACCCCAAGGGCAAGACCAUCACGGUGCACUACACUGCUGACAAGAACGGCUUCCACGUGCAGGGCGACCACCUGCCCAAGCCCGUGCAGCCGAUCCACCCCGUGCCCGCGCACGCUGCCCCUCAACCCCAGCAACAGGCUUACCACGGAUACCAGGCCGCCCCCGCGCACAACAACUACAAUCACAACGGUGCGCCUUACUACCAGGCAGCCGCCACUAGCCACGACGACGGAGACUACGACUCUGAGGAAGAAAAGUACGACCCCUCCAAGCCCCAUUCUUUCGGUGCCGGCUACUCCUUCCAGAUCGGAGGCUAGAAGUCUGCUUUUCUUUUUUUCCUCAAAAUCUGUUUAGUUCUUAAGUCAAUCCAGCUCUGUGAUCCUUAAAAUUAGCUUUCAGAGGGGCGUGUGCGCUUGUUCCUUAUUAGGUAGUGUGUGUUGGAGUUUUUUUGCCAACUGGAGGUGAUUAUUUUUUAAGGGUUAAAACCCGACAAUUACAGUCCUCUUGGCAAAGUUGGAGUUUCCGAGAUCUCCUCAAAAUUUGUACUCAGUUAUUGAUGAAAUUCUUGUUUAUAUGUUAUCUCUAGUUACUUUUUUAAUUAUCUGAAUAAGAGAGCCGCAUUUAUGUCAGAACAAAUAAAAAUAUAUUAAGAAUUUACAAUA